CCGAAGCAGAAUAGAAUGCGAUUGUUAUACAUUUUCAUUACUGGCCAAGUGCUGAUUGCCUUGACCUCAGCGGCCCCCGGCAUCAAAGAUGACCUCACCCAGGACACACCCUACAUCAAGGAGCUCCUACGACAGGCGAAGACUGCCGAGAUUGAGAGCUUCAUGGACCAAAAGGCCGAUCCAUGCCAUGACUUCUAUUCCUUUUCGUGCGGUAACUAUGCUAGAAUCAACUCGGCAUUGAGCAUGCAGGUGUUUACGACAGGAAUAUUCCAAAAUCUGAACAACGGCUUCGACCGAAAGGUCAUAAAGAUGCUCAACACUUAUGAAAUCCACGAUAGUUCGGAGGAUAUUCAGGUCAAAUACUUCUACGAGUCCUGCCUGCGGAUUAAGGAGCUCAACUCCACAUACACCGAAAAGCUGAAGAGCCUCAUUGCCGAAUUCGGAUCGAUGCCGGUGCUCGAGGGAUCGUCCUGGGAGGAGGAGGACUUUGACUGGCUGGAGACCACCGCACGCAUUGCCCAUCAAUAUGAAGAAAUAGUCAUCGUAGGUGCGGAAGUAUUCAAAGACAUUGUCAACAACCAAAGGAAUCGAGUCUACAUAGUUCAGCAGGAGUUCCCGCUCGAAAAGCGAUCCAUGUAUCUAAACAACGAAACACUUAUCUACCGCGAGAAGUACCUUGGUGUAAUCGAAAAUAUCCUAGAGAGAUUUUUGGCCGUCGAAAAGGAGCUGGCAAAAGAAACGGCUAAGGAGCUUUUCGACUUUGAGGUGGAACUGGCAGAAGGACUUUCAUCUCCAGGCGAAGGACUCAGUGAUUUGGCCGAACUACUAACUGUCGCCGAGAUCCAAGAAAGGUAUUCGCCCACCUUGGACAUCAAGAGGUUGUUAAGUGUGAGCAUGGGAGAGACAAUUUCCGAAGAGAUCUACGAGUACAAUAAACGCUAUCAGCAAAACCUGGUAGAAGUCAUCGAGCGCACCCCAAAACCCACCGUGGCCAACUAUAUAUUCUACCGCCUUAUUUAUGAAUUCGUUGAGAAGCCCUCCGACAGGCCGGAGAAGCAGAAACAGGCCUGUGUGGAUCUCACCAAGAAGUUCUUCGCCAAAAACCUGGACAACAUGUUCUAUCGCCGCUACAACAACGAGAAAUCCUCCAGAGAAAUCGAGAACAUGUGGCGCCAAAUAAAGUCCAGCUUCAACGACACCCUGCGAUCCAGUCAGGCCCUGGAUUGGAUUGAAAGACCCACUCGGAAUCUGGCCAUUGCCAAGCUGCAGGCCAUGACCCUGGAGGUCAACAACUAUGCCGAGGAUAACUUCACCGAAGAGUUUGCCGACCUCCAUCUGCAGAGCUCCGACUACGUGGAGAAUGUGCGACGGACCAACCUCCUUGCUGCUAAACGAAAGAGGGAGACGCUUUACCAGCCCGCCAAGCCAGUUGAGGCGGGCUCCAAGCUUAGUUACUCUCCAGCCAACAUCCUGAUAGAGAACACCAUUAAAAUUCCGGUGGCCCUGCUCCAGCCCUUCUACCUUUGGUCGGAUGUCUACCCCAAUGCGGUUAUGUUCGGUACAUUGGCCUACCUAAUUGCACAUGAGUUGAUCCAUGGAUUCGACGACAACGGAAGGAAGUUCGAUGCCAAAGGAAACUCCCACGAUUGGUGGGAUGAAAGGUCCAGUAGCAACUUCCUGAAACGACGGGAAUGCUUCACGAAGCAGUACGGAAGGUACAAGUAUGAUGGAAACCUGCUCAAAGAGUCCACUUCGCAGGCGGAGAACAUAGCGGACAAUGGAGGGAUGCGGCUGGCCUACACCGCCUACCGGAAGUGGUACGAGUCCCAAGUGGAGAAGGAUCUGGCCAAGGAGACGCUGCCCAAUCUGAGGUACACCGCCAAGCAGCUGUUCUUCAUCAGCUUUGCCCAGAUCUGGUGCAACGACGUACAUCCAAAGGUGAAGACCCUCCAAGUAUUAACCGAUCAGCACAUGCCCGGAAAAUUUCGAGUUAUUGGACCUCUAUCGAACUUCGAUGAGUUUUCCAGGGAGUUUAACUGCCCUUCCGGAUCCGCCAUGAAUCCUUUGGAGAAGUGCGUUCUCUAUUAG
Drosophila biarmipes is the source of this 2088-nucleotide messenger RNA. Its product is annotated as neprilysin-4-like. The transcript has a single exon. NCBI's taxonomy places the organism in Eukaryota, Metazoa, Arthropoda, Insecta, Diptera, Drosophilidae. Bases 16 to 2088 code for a protein of 690 amino acids. The record is from RefSeq and is a predicted model, not a curated record. Gene Ontology annotation, biological process: protein processing. Gene Ontology annotation, cellular component: plasma membrane. Gene Ontology annotation, molecular function: metalloendopeptidase activity.